Stomoxys calcitrans (stable fly) is the source of this 1895-nucleotide messenger RNA. RefSeq lists its product as uncharacterized. Gene Ontology annotation, biological process: long-chain fatty acid metabolic process; fatty-acyl-CoA biosynthetic process. The transcript is spliced from 3 exons. Bases 182 to 1849 code for a protein of 555 amino acids. The record is from RefSeq and is a predicted model, not a curated record. Lineage: Eukaryota; Metazoa; Arthropoda; Insecta; Diptera; Muscidae. Gene Ontology annotation, molecular function: long-chain fatty acid-CoA ligase activity.
GUGGAGUGUGUUUGACUUUUGGCUAUGUUUUGUUAAUUUAAUAAUUAUUUUGGUUUUUUCAAACUAAAAUUGAAUAUUUAAAUUCGAAAACAAUCAAAACAUCCAAAUUCACCAUAUAACUUGAAGAAAUUAUCUAUCCAGUUUUCAGUUAAACUAAAGCGGUUGAAUUCUAAAGUCGAUAAUGGGUUAUGUGGUGGGAACAACAUAUGAUGAAAAGGAAAAAGUUUGGUCGGGUCCAAUAGUAAAGGAUGACUAUGACAGCGAUAUGACACUGGGAAAGGCCAUUGUCAUGCAGUUGCAGAAAACGCCUCAAAAAAUCAUACAAAUCUGGGACUUGACUGGUGAGACAUUAACAGCCCAGCAGUUUUUGGAUUAUUCCACUGCGCUGGCCAAAAAUAUGCUAAAAAUGGGAGUGACGUGUCCAGAUGUUGUGGGACUUUAUGCCCAGCAUUCGCUGCAUGUAGGCACUAUGAUGAUGGCCUCAUUUUUGUGUGGUACUCCAGUGAGUGGAGUAUUCCAUGGUUUUGAGAUAGAUACUGUUGUGGAAAUAUAUGAAAAGACCCGUCCUAAACUGAUAUUCUGUGACGCAGAGAAUUACCAAAAUGCUCUUGGAGUCAUUGAUCAUUUGCAAUUAGAAGCUAGAAUUGUUUUAAUGACUGGCUGCAUUGAAGGUGUUACCAACAUUACAGAGUUACUUUCGAGCAAUGAAAAAGUUUGGGAUAUUUCCCAAUUUCCAUGCGCAAAUCUGGAUGGCUCGGCAACGGCUGCAAUUUUAUGCUCAUCUGGGACCACCGGCGUGCCCAAAGCGGUCAUGUGCUCCAAUCAAGGAUUGCUUCAUAGCAAUUGUUAUUUUACAGCGACAUGUGAAUCAACAAUACUCUUCUUUAGCACCAUUUACUGGGCUUCAGGGCUUAUAACCUUAAUCUCAAGCCUGUUGACUCCUAUGCUGCGCAUUGUUCCUUGUAAACCCUACUCUGCGGAAUAUUGUCUGCACCUUUUAAAGCAUUACAAGGUGACACACUUUUUUACCACCUCAACUCAAGCAGCCGAAGUGGUUCUGAACUACACUAAGGAGGAGGUGCGCGAGUCUUACAAAUCAAUCGAUUCAAUACUAAUUGGCGGCUCUAAAGUCCCUCAGUUAAUUCAGGAAAAACUAUUGGAUAUUCUUUCCGACAACACCCAAAGACCGGGACUUUGCGUUGCCUAUGGCAUGACUGAAGUUUAUGGAGGUGUAGUACAAUCGGGUCGAUAUCCGCUCGAAUUCAAACCAAUGACCGAAGGCAAACUUUUCCCCAAUCGUAAAGUGUGCAUUGUUGAUGAGCACAAUAAAAGGCUUGGGCCAAAUGAAUCGGGAGAAAUAUUGAUAUUCUCACCCUACAUAUGGUUGGGCUAUUACAAUGACCCUGAAGCAACGGCUAAAGCAAUGCAUGGUAAAUGGUUACGUUCAGGCGAUGUUGGAUAUUUUGAUGAUGAGGGUUUCUUGCAUGUGAUCAGCCGUACCAAAGAAAUGUUCAAAUGGAAUAACUUUCAAAUAUGUCCGCAACCGAUUGAAGAUGUUUUACUGCGAUUGCCGGGUGUGGCAGAGGUUUGCGUGUUUCCGAUACCCGAUGUAACUGUGACUAAUUUAGCAGCUUGUGCAAUCGUAAGGACGAAAAAUGAAGAAGGCCUCAAUUUAACCGUAGAUACUGUGCACAAAUUCAUCGAUAAGCACCUGGACAAUGUAUAUCAUAUGAGAGGUGGAGUUUAUUUUGUGGAUUCUAUACCGAAAACCACUUCGGAUAAAUUUAUAAGACAACAAGUAUAUGAAAUGAUAAAGGCUAAUUUUGAGCUUCAUGAAGCUAAUAAAUAAACAAUUCAUGAGAAUCGCGAACGAGUUGCGCGAUUCGCGAAUGUUA